Molecule: messenger RNA, 468 nt
Organism: Vicia faba (fava bean)
Lineage: Eukaryota; Viridiplantae; Streptophyta; Magnoliopsida; Fabales; Fabaceae
Source: the annotation of a GenBank genome assembly
AUGGUUCAAGUGAUGCUUAAAUCAGAAAGAUCGUUCCAUAGCAACCUUCCGAUAAUUCGAAUACUAGGUGAUGGUAGAUGUAUGUUUAGAUCAGUGGUCUAUGGUGCCUGCCUCAGAACAGGAGACCCACCUCCAAGUCUCACCAAGCAAAAAGAACUUGCAGAUGAACUCAGAGCUAAAGUUGUGGAUGAAUUCAUCAAGAGGAGAACAUACACUGAAUGGUUUCUUAAGGGUGACUUUAACACCUAUACAAUGCAAAUGAGAAAGUCUCAAGUAUGGGGAGGAGAGCCUGAACUUCUCAUGUCAUCCCAUGUUCUAGAGAUGCCUAUAACAGUGGUGAUGCAGGAUAUGAAUUCCAAUAACAUUAAAGUUAUAGCUGAGUAUGGUCAAGAGUAUGGAAAGGAGAAGCCUAUUAGAGUUAUAUAUGAUGGUUAUGGGCACUAUGAUGUAUUGAAAUGUUCAACAUGA